Molecule: messenger RNA, 1695 nt
Organism: Meloidogyne enterolobii
Lineage: Eukaryota; Metazoa; Nematoda; Chromadorea; Rhabditida; Meloidogynidae
Source: the annotation of a GenBank genome assembly
AUGGAGAAGGAAACAAGCAACGACCAAAAACAUCAAAAUUCAGAAAACUUUUCAGAGUCAAAAAACAUCGAAGUCUCUACCAGUUUUGCAUUCCAACAACAAUUUAGGAUAAACUCGAUUCAAAAUCAAACAACCUCUGAAAGGAGAGAAGGGUCUGUCACUGACAGUUCUUUCCUCCUUUUUGCCCAAAUAAUUGUUUGUGGAACACUUUUUGGUAUUGCCACAAUUUUAUUAUGGCAAUUACCUUUUUCUACAAGAUUUAGAAAUCGGUUGGAGCCUGUUGCUUCAAUGCCUGUUCAACAAGAUGAAUUGGAAUGUUCCCGGACUUGUAGAAUUCAACUAGUCGAAAGUAUUGCCCAAAACCUCACAUUUCCUGUUGAAUAUUCCCAACAACCAGCAUUGUCUACAUUCUCUGCCUGGAAUUUACUUAUUAAUUCAGCUAAAAAUUCACUUUUAAUUGCUGCAUAUAAAUCGAGUUUGAGAGGAAAACACGUUCUUGGCGAGCAGGCUUUGAACAAUAUUUCUUUUCAAGGCGAAAAAAUGUUUGAUGCACUUAUUGGUGCUGGACUUGAUAGAGGAAUACAAAUAAAAAUGGUUGAGAAUGCUGUGGCUAAGGAUAAGGGAGAUAAUGAAGACGGAACUUCUUUGGCCAAAAGAGGUGUUUUGAAUAGAAGGGUCCUUAAUCUACAAAAAAUAUUUAAUACUGGAGUUAUGCAUUCUAAAGUUAUUGUUGCUGAUAAUAAACAUUUUUAUUUGGGAUCUGCUAAUUUGGAUUGGCGUUCUCUGACACAAAAAAUGGAAAUGGGUGUGCUUAUGCAGGAUUGUCCCUGUCUAAGCCGCGACUUGGCCAGAAUUUUUGAAAUUUAUUGGCAAGCAUCUGAAAAGAAAUGUGCUAAAGAAGUCAAAAAAAUGAUACAACAAAUGCCCCCAGCAUUUUACAAUUCUCAAAAGCCUUUGGCUAUUUUUGAUGGGGAAAAUAAUAAAUUGGAUGUGCAUUUAUCUGCAUCUCCACGUUCAUUAAACAGUCCAAGGCGAAGUUGGGAUUUAAACGAUAUUGUUGAAGCUAUAAAAAAUGCCAAAACUUUUAUAUUAAUUCACGUCAUGGAUUACUUCCCAAUGUUUUUAUAUACACAAAAAGGAAAGUAUUGGCCACCAAUAGAUAACGCUAUAAGAGAAGCUAUCCUUAGAGGCGUCAAAAUUAAAAUAAUUUCAACAGCUUUACAUUUUCCCAGUAAAGGAUUGGGAUUUUUAAAAUCGUUGGAAGUGUUGGGUGAAAGAUAUGGUGGUGGUUCUGUUACUGUUAAAAUAUUCAAAGUCCCAGCAGACUCUUUUGCCUACCAGCCAGUCCUUCAACGAGACAGAAGAACCCACAAAAAGUUUUUAAUGACCGACGACACUUUAAUUAUUGGAACGUCGAAUUGGUCCGGAGAUUAUUUUGAAGAUUUAGGCACUGGAGUAGCCAUAGUUUUGAAGCAAACAGAAAAAAGAAGAAAAAUUCCUCAAAUAUUUAAACAAAUGAAGAAUUUAUUUGAAAGGGAUUGGAAUAGUAAUUAUGCCCAUUUAUUAAAUUUUUAUAUUAAAAAUUGUUUGGAAGAAAAUGAAGGGAGGGAAGUUGAAGGAAUUUGUGAAAUUGAAAAAGAUCCCAGUUUAUUAACUAAUUUUGUUGAUAUUAAUAGAACAACAUCUACUCAAUGA